This is a messenger RNA of Trichomycterus rosablanca, 1719 nucleotides long. Its product is annotated as interferon-induced GTP-binding protein Mx-like. Gene Ontology annotation, cellular component: nucleus; membrane; cytoplasm. Gene Ontology annotation, molecular function: GTPase activity; microtubule binding; GTP binding. The record is from RefSeq and is a predicted model, not a curated record. Gene Ontology annotation, biological process: defense response to virus. The coding region runs from base 1 to 1719 and encodes 572 amino acids. Lineage: Eukaryota; Metazoa; Chordata; Actinopteri; Siluriformes; Trichomycteridae. The transcript has 12 exons.
AUGGAGGGCGAAAAAGAAACUUAUAAAGACAUUCUGUCUUCUGAUGAAAACAGUAAACCAAUGGAGGGGGUGUUCCACAGUCACUUAGAGGAGAAGGUUCGACCUUACAUCGAUCUGAUCGACUCUCUGAGGCUGAUUGGGAUUGAAGAGGAUAUGUCUUUACCACGUAUAGCUGUGAUUGGAGAUCAGAGCUCUGGAAAAAGCUCAGUGUUGGAAGCUCUAUCUGGUGUAGCGUUGCCCAGAGGAAGUGGUAUUGUUACCAGGUGUCCGCUGGAGCUGAAGCUGCGGAAGAUUAGGGGUGGUGUUAACUGGCGAGCUGUUAUCUCUUACAAGGAUGAAUUUAUUGAGUUUUAUGAUCCGUCUAAGGUCGAAGGUUACGUUGAGACAGCCCAGAAUGAGUUGGCUGGAGAAGGAGUUGGAAUCUGUGAUGAUCUCAUUACUCUGGAGAUCAUGGCUCCCGACGUGUGUGAUCUCACACUGAUCGAUCUACCCGGGAUUGCCCGAGUUCCUGUAAAGGGUCAACCUGAGGACAUCGGACACCAGAUUAAAAAUCUCAUCCUGAAAUACAUCGAGAAAAAUGAAACGAUCAACUUGGUUGUGGUGCCGUGUAAUGUUGACAUAGCCACAACAGAAGCACUGAAAAUGGCACAGGAAGUGGAUCCUGAAGGGAAGAGAACUCUGGCUAUCCUGACCAAGCCAGACCUUGUGGACAGAGGCACAGAGAAAAACAUCUUGGAUAUUGUCCGGAAUCAGGUCAUUCCUCUAAGCAAAGGAUACAUCAUCGUUAAAUGCCGUGGCCAAAAGCAGAUUGAUGACAGGCUUUCUCUGACUGAAGCAACUCGAGUGGAGAGAGACUUCUUCAGACGUCAUGAGUAUUUCAGUGGCCUGUUGUAUGAGGAUAAAGCAACGGUCCAGUGUCUCGCCUCCAAACUAACUCAAGACCUGGUCGAUCACAUCAAAAGCUUUUAUGUGAAUGUUGCUUCUGGAUGCAGUUUCAAACUCUCUAGUGAAAAGUGGAAGGAACAUCUUGACAGCACAAAAAGUUCAUUCCACCAAACGGUUCAGGAUGUGGUGAAGGAGUACGACCUGAAGCACAGAGGAAGAGAGCUGCCUGGUUUCAGUGACUACAAGGUGUUUGAGAUGGUGGUGCAGAGACUUGUGAGCCAGCUAAAGGGACCAGCUAUUGACACUCUAAAAGUCAUCCGAGAGACGAUUGAAAAUCAAUUUGCUGAAGUGUCCAAUACCUGCUUCCUCAACUACCCUUUCCUCCAGUGUGUCGCCACGAACAAGAUAGACAACAUUCAAUCGAAGCAGGAAGCCAAGGUGGAGCAAAGGAUCAUGGAGCAGUUUGAGAUGGAGCAACUGGUCUACACCCAAGAUGGCAUCUACUUCAAGACCCUGAAUGAAACUCAAACCACUGGAGCUACAGAGGACAACUUUGCCGGGUUUGACAACAGGACCAAGUAUCCAGAAAUGCUGAAGGCGUAUUAUGAGAUUGUCUCGCAGCGUCUGGCUGACCAGGUGCCCAUGCUGAUCCGUUAUUUCAUGCUAAAGGAAUCCGCUCAGCUGCUGUGCAGCGAGAUGUUGGGUUUAAUGGACGGUGCCAAUGUGAACGAAGUCCUGCGUGAAGAGUCCGAUGUCAGCAGACGUCGUGUUGACAUGCAGAACCGCGUGGACCGGCUCACCAUGGGUCAGGAGAAACUCAGCAACUUUGUCUGA